Molecule: messenger RNA, 1388 nt
Organism: Diospyros lotus (date-plum)
Lineage: Eukaryota; Viridiplantae; Streptophyta; Magnoliopsida; Ericales; Ebenaceae
Product: transcription factor RAX3-like
Exons: 3
Coding region: 130-1140 (336 amino acids)
Source: RefSeq, a predicted model, not a curated record
UGUUUUAUUCAUUUUCAGUUCUAAUUCUCUCUCUCUCUCUCUCUCUCUCUCUCUCAAGCAAGAAGAUAAACCUAACCAAUUAACCUCAAGCUUCACAACAUUAUCAUCACCACCAAAAGAAGGAAAACUAUGGGGAGAGCUCCUUGCUGUGAUAAAGCCAACGUCAAGAAAGGGCCAUGGUCACCUGAAGAAGAUGCCAAGCUCAAGUCAUACAUAGAGCAAAACGGCACCGGCGGCAACUGGAUUGCUUUGCCGCAGAAGAUUGGCCUUAAACGAUGUGGAAAAAGUUGCCGGCUUAGAUGGCUGAACUAUCUCCGCCCAAACAUCAAGCAUGGAGGAUUCUCCGAGGAAGAAGAUAAGAUAAUUUGCAGCCUUUAUGUAAGUAUUGGAAGCAGGUGGUCAAUAAUAGCAGCGCAGUUGCCUGGAAGAACUGAUAACGAUAUUAAGAACUACUGGAACACAAGGCUGAAGAAGAAGCUCCUCGGCAAACAGCGAAAGGGGCAGCAAACUAGAGGCAGCGCCGUAAAACAAAGGAUGAUGAUCAGGGCACAAUCUAGUAGUGAAACCUCAUCAGUGGUUUCAAAUGGUACAAACGGCCAAACCCCAUAUUGGCCGGAGCUUCCUGUGUUGGCACCAAUCCCGUACUCCAGCCAGGAUCUUCACUCCAACGAUCAUGCUUCCAUCAGGAAAUUGCUGAUCAAGCUUGGGGGAAAAUUCUCUGAUGAUGAUCAUCAUCAUCCAAUUCAAGAGGGAGGCAUGAAUCCACAGUUAAUUCAGCCUAAUUAUGAACCCUCUAUUGAGGCCCUCUCUUCUGUUUCCCAGGACACAUUAAUGGCAUCAAGUGAUUCUCAAUUUGUGGAUACCCAGCAAAAUAUGGACUGCUUAGGAAUGGGUAUGUUGGCCGGGCAAAGCAACUUUCAGGCCGAGUUUGAGGAAAUGGCUAUAUAUAGUAAUCUGCACGGUCGACUGGAUGGUUUGGAGUUCUUAUAUGGAGACAUGAGCAAUAAUGGAAACCAGCAGGCAAUUUCUUGGGGAAGCAUGGCGGCGUCUUCCGGUUAUCCUUCCGCCAUUUCCAACUAUGAAAGUCUUCUUCUUCAACAAGGGAAAGAAUUUGGUUUGGAUGAGCUGAGAUUUGUGUAAAUUUCUAGCAAUUAACGGGGAGGUGGUUUCAUGAAUUAAUUCUGAUGAGGAGAAUAAACCCUACUGUAUGUGUCCAUUAAUUCUGUGAUAUGUUUAUUUUGCUACAUGUGUGAUUCUCUCAUGCUUGUUUUGUGUAUGGAGGAUUGUAAUUUAAUUAUUCCGAGUAGUACUUGGUCUAAUGGGUAAUUAAUUCAGUUUUAUUGUAAUCUGUUGUUCUGAACAUAUAAUGCAUGGAACAAUUACCGAAC